CCCUCCCUUCUCCCGCAUCUCAAUUGAAACGACCUACAUCCCUCGCAACUCGAGAAACGCGCAUCUUGUCGCACAGCAUCCACACACUUCAACCCUUCAACCUUCAUCCUACACCCACCAUGCUCGCCCCCGUAGCCGCAGCAACACGCCGCAUGAUGGCGACGACGCCCUCUGUCCUCCGCGCGACCGCGCCCCGCGCAACGCGCCUGUCGGGCGUGCGCGCCCUGCACAGCAGCCCUCUCCGCUCUCUCCCCAGCAAGGACUCGCAGGACAAGGACAGCCUGAACCCGCGAUCGACGGAGUACAGCAAGAGCAGCUCAGACGACGCGGCAGCAGCAACGAGCAAGACGGCAUUCGACCCGAACCAGACGAGCCCAGAGGAGCAGACGGCGUCGGCGGAGGCUGAGAGUGGGGAGGUGAGGCAGUCCAACGAUAACAACCCGCUUGAUGCUAGCCCUGCCAAUACCGAGAUGAGCCAGCCGAAUGACUCGAGUGCUGGUGGCGCCCAGGGCUCCCCUGGUGAGACUACUGGUACGAGUGGACGCGCGAGGACGAGUGGUGGUGGAAGCCCUAAGAAGGCCGGUGGCAACCGCAGUGGUUAGGCGGCGAGAUGGCCCGGCAAUCGAAGAUUGUAUCAUCGUUUGAGGAUGAACGCUCUGCAUGUAUUUAUUGGAGUAAGAGUGAUUUGACAGUCAGGUAGAGUUGGCGGUACUCUAUGCAUCCUCUCGCGUUUCGGUAUCCACAUGGAACAGGUUGAUUUGGUUAAUUG
This is a messenger RNA of Aplosporella prunicola CBS 121167, 769 nucleotides long. RefSeq lists its product as uncharacterized. NCBI's taxonomy places the organism in Eukaryota, Fungi, Ascomycota, Dothideomycetes, Botryosphaeriales, Aplosporellaceae. The transcript has 3 exons. The record is from RefSeq and is a predicted model, not a curated record. Bases 120 to 602 code for a protein of 160 amino acids.